AUGGGUUUGCGUGAUAACUACUCGGGGCACCAUGCUCUCUCACGUUCACUUUUCACAAUCACUCUUCACGAUUACCUCUCACGUCACCCCCCUCACAUUCACUAUUUCCCUCUAAUAUGCAUGUCCACCCUUCACGCCCAUCCUUCGCCUUCAUUAUUUGCUAUUUUCUGCUCACUGUUGACCUCAACUGUCUCCAUCAUAACAGAACCCAGAAAAACAACGUUGAGUGGAAGUGAACUCCCACCUGAUUUGAUUCAUUUUUCUAUUACGCAUUUCUCCCCCAUCUAUCCGACUACCUGCAUGUUUAUGAGAGCACUGUGCACGGAAGAAAUUAUGGGACGUGUUCGAAUAGCUUCCAUGCAGAGUGUUCACGGCUCAUCACUCGCUCAAUGCUGCCCCCAAUCUUGUCGGAGCAUCAAACCGCUCCCAAAAACACAAAAUCCAGAAAGCCCAAAACUCUCCCUCUCACCAUCAUAA
Molecule: messenger RNA, 477 nt
Organism: Lindgomyces ingoldianus
Lineage: Eukaryota; Fungi; Ascomycota; Dothideomycetes; Pleosporales; Lindgomycetaceae
Exons: 4
Coding region: 1-477 (158 amino acids)
Source: RefSeq, a predicted model, not a curated record